This is a messenger RNA of Pollicipes pollicipes, 805 nucleotides long. RefSeq lists its product as uncharacterized. The record is from RefSeq and is a predicted model, not a curated record. The transcript is spliced from 2 exons. Lineage: Eukaryota; Metazoa; Arthropoda; Thecostraca; Pollicipedomorpha; Pollicipedidae. The coding region runs from base 1 to 561 and encodes 186 amino acids.
AUGUUCCGCUCUCAGGCGGCCGCGGGCUCGCCGUUCCUGGCCGACCUCGACCGCAUGUCCGCCUGGCUCGGGCUCUCGCGCCGGCCUCUGCGGAUGCCGGAGGGCCGGCUGGCAGGCAGGCUGACGCCGUUCAAGAAGACCUCCGGCUCCGCGGUCGGUGCGUUCGUCGUCGACGGCGGCGACACGACCCCGCUCACACCUGACCAGGUCAUCCCCUCUGGGCGACAGCUGUACCAGACCGCCGACCACCCUCACGGAACGCUUGGUCAGUCCGCGGAACCAGACCUGACCUUCGAAGGAGACGUGCAGCCGCUCGACGCAGUCAGUCAUCCCUUCCCAGCACUUCAUGAGCCCUACGAUGCGGUUGACCGAGAGGCCAAGGCGGAGAAGCGGCGCGUGUACCUGGGGCCGGAGGCGGCCGGCGGCUGGCUGGCGUUCCUCCUGCGCCACUGGGACGGCGACGUCAGGCAGGAGCGCUCUCGGCAGCUGCUGCACCCUGCUGGCGACCGGCCGGACUGGCGACAGGCGGCGCACGAGUCGCCGGCCCCGGCGCUUAGCUAGGGUCAGCUGACAAGGGAGGUCGGGGUCAUGUGAUGGCAAGCCUGCCGCGAUGAAGAGGGGCAGCUGCGGCUUCCACCAGCGCGCCCACCUGCCGCUGGCACAGAGCAAGACGAACAGCAUCUCGCCCAGCCUGCCUCACAACGGCCCAGCCGUCGUGACGUCACGGGGGGUGACGUCACAAGUGGCACGUGAGUGCCGCGCAGAACAGAGCCGGGAGUGGUUUGAAAUAAACCGCAUGUGUGUA